Molecule: messenger RNA, 246 nt
Organism: Microthlaspi erraticum
Lineage: Eukaryota; Viridiplantae; Streptophyta; Magnoliopsida; Brassicales; Brassicaceae
Source: the annotation of a GenBank genome assembly
AUGAUAACUGCCCAUGUUAGCGACUUUGGUCUGGCUCGGCUUCUCCUCAAAUUCGACAAGAGAGUCUUCCUCAACCAACUAAGCUCAGGUGGCGUCAGAGGAACCAUUGGCUAUGCUGCACCAGAAUAUGGAAUGGGAGGGCAACCAUCAAUACAUGGCGAUGUGUAUAGCUUUGGGGUUCUCCUUUUGGAAAUGUUCACUGGAAAAGACCAACCAAUGAGUUAUUUGGAGGAGAUCUUACACUAA